Messenger RNA from Helianthus annuus (common sunflower), 831 nucleotides. Its product is annotated as probable E3 ubiquitin-protein ligase ARI3. Gene Ontology annotation, biological process: ubiquitin-dependent protein catabolic process; positive regulation of proteasomal ubiquitin-dependent protein catabolic process; protein polyubiquitination. NCBI's taxonomy places the organism in Eukaryota, Viridiplantae, Streptophyta, Magnoliopsida, Asterales, Asteraceae. Gene Ontology annotation, cellular component: ubiquitin ligase complex; cytoplasm. The record is from RefSeq and is a predicted model, not a curated record. Gene Ontology annotation, molecular function: ubiquitin conjugating enzyme binding; zinc ion binding; ubiquitin protein ligase activity. Bases 1 to 831 code for a protein of 276 amino acids. The transcript is spliced from 2 exons.
AUGGCUGAUCUAUUUCCCAUUGACAAUGAAGAAAUCUUUCCUAUUUCCGAUGAUAAAUAUGCCGAACAACUACAACUUGAAGAGGCACUGAUAUUUAGCUCUGCGUCUCUAUCUUCACCAAAUCAAAACAUAUCAGCAGUCUCAUGUUCAUCAUCAUCUAAGCAGCCAUUGAUGACAUCGAGUAAAUCGCCGUGUAGCUUGAUCUGUGACAUUUGUAUGGAUACAAAGACCGCAUCUGAGAUGUUUGAAAACACCAGCAGCGUCUGUGGUCAUCUCUUUUGCUCAGACUGCAUCAGUCAGCACGUAGCGGUUAAAAUCAAGGAGAACGUAACAAAGGUUAAGUGUCCAGACCCCAAAUGCAAAGGGGUGAUAGGGCCUGAAGCAUGCAGAUCCAUUGUUCCAAAGGAAGUGUUGGAAAGAUGGGAGAGCAUUCUGUGCGAGUCUGUCAUCAUGGAGUCUCAGAAGUUCUACUGCCCCUUUAAGGACUGUUCUGCAAUGCUGGUGGAUGAUGGCGGGGUCGCUGUCACGCAAUCAGAAUGCCCGAAUUGCAACCGCCUCUUUUGCGCACAGUGUAAGGUUGCAUGGCAUUGUGGGAUUAGUUGCGUUGAGUUUCAGAGCUUGAACAAGGGCGAGAGAAAUCCAGAUGAUAUCUUGUUAAUGAAGCUUGCAAAGGGGAAAAAUUGGAUGAAGUGCCCAAAAUGCAAGCAUUUUGUGGAAAAAGUUGAUGGUUGUAACUUCAUUGCUUGCAGGUGUGGGCUUGGUUUUUGUUAUCAGUGUGGACAGCCUUGUGAUCAUGAUGCAAUAGGAAGAGGAAGUCACAGGUGUGGCUAA